UAAUAAAGAAGUGCUACAAAUAAUAGAACCAAAUGUAACCAAUCCAUACAAAACCAAAAAAAUAUGGAACAUUCAAAUUUCACAAAAUUUCUCUAUUUCUUCACAUUUUUUCUUACAAUUUUAUUUAUAAUCAGCUCAGUAAAUAGCCAAUCACUAUGCAAUGAUACAAUAGCUACUUGUAAUGAAGAUUUGGAGAUUUUAAUGGAAUCUGAAAUUAGCAAAAGAUUUCUUGAAGAAAGAAAAAAAUAUAUUUCUCCUGGCGCUUUGAAAAGAGAUCAACCGGUUUGCAACGGUGGCGGAGGCGGUGAACCGUAUUCACGGAGCUGCCUUCCGCCGCCGUCGAAUCCGUAUAAUAGAGGUUGUUCUAAAUACUAUCGUUGUAGAGGUGAUCAAUGAUAUGCGAGAAAAAAAAAAGUGACUUAUGAAUUUUAUGUGUUUUGUUUUUGUUGUUUACUUGCGAUGUUUGUAUUGUUGUUGUGAUUUGUUAAUGAAUUUUGGUUUUUGGUGGUGA
Molecule: messenger RNA, 511 nt
Organism: Capsicum annuum
Lineage: Eukaryota; Viridiplantae; Streptophyta; Magnoliopsida; Solanales; Solanaceae
Product: protein RALF-like 32
Exons: 1
Coding region: 64-396 (110 amino acids)
Source: RefSeq, a predicted model, not a curated record